Messenger RNA from Aureobasidium namibiae CBS 147.97, 1698 nucleotides. RefSeq names its product kinase-like protein. Gene Ontology annotation, molecular function: ATP binding; protein serine/threonine kinase activity. The transcript is spliced from 4 exons. The annotation marks the transcript as partial. The record is from RefSeq and is a predicted model, not a curated record. Lineage: Eukaryota; Fungi; Ascomycota; Dothideomycetes; Dothideales; Saccotheciaceae. Gene Ontology annotation, biological process: peptidyl-serine phosphorylation; intracellular signal transduction.
AAAGGUGUGUUCCACGCCGGCUUCCAGGAGAUUCGUAUCCUUGGCAGAGGCACCUUUGGUCUGGUCAAAUUGGUCACUGAUGCCGACCAUUUUGUCACUGAGGAUCCAUCGCCAUGCACGUCAAACGGCGCACCUUGUCCUACCUUGGUCCCUCGCGAAUGUCACAAUCCUCGGCUCAUGAAGGACUGUUACGCUAUGAAGGUCAUUCGCAAGGCUGAGAUGAUCCGAACCAGUCAAGAAGGACAUCUUCGCGGCGAACGAGACUUUCUUGUCAAAGCAGAAGGAUCUCAAUGGGUGGUUCCCUUGAUCGCGAGUUUCCAGGACAACACGAACUUGUACUUGGUAAUGGAGUUCAUGAUCGGAGGUGACUUCUUGCAAUAUUUGUGUCGCCACGACAUUCUCAGUGAAGAUGACACUAGGUUCUACAUGGCGGAGAUGGUUCUAGCUAUCGAGGAGACCCAUAGAUGGGGAUGGAUCCAUCGCGACGUCAAGCCAGACAACUUUCUGAUACACUCCUCUGGUCACCUGAAGAUAUCCGAUUUUGGACUCGCAUUCGAUGGCCAUUGGUCCCACAUCAACGACUACUACGAUACUACACGACACUCCAUCUUGAACAAAUACAAGAUCCCCUUCCAGGGCGAUGUUCAGGACGUUCAGGCUGCAGCACGGCGAAGUCGUGGUGUGCCUCGUAUGUUGAGCAGUCGUCUACCAUACGAGAUGCACAAUGCACGCGACAUGGUACAACUUUUGAGUGAACCUGAGAGGAUGCGGAAGGAACGUCCGCAGAGCAUCGUGGGUACGAAGCAGUACAUGGCUCCAGAAGUGAUCCAAGGUCACACUUAUGACGGCAGAUGUGACUGGUGGAGUCUUGGUUGUAUCGUCUUCGAGUGUCUCUAUUCAAGAACUCCAUUUCUUAGUGCGGACAGACAAACGACAGCGAGGAACAUUGUGCACCAUCGGGAUGUGCUUCGAUUUCCUUCAGGCGAGCGUCACUCCAACACUGGUCUUUGCUACUCAGCACCGACUGAAUCUGCACUUGCCUUCAUGAAAGACCUUCUGCGAGAGAAAGAUCACCGGCUUGGCUCGACAGCUUAUGGCCCGAGUGUCAGUCGUCUGAGACGCCAUCAAAACCUUUCCGAUGCAAGCUUCGUCGUUGGUGGAGAUGCUGAAGAAAUCAAAGCGCAUCCUUUCUUCAAGACCAUCCGCUGGGAGACAUUGCAUCGGUCAAAGCCUCCAUUCGUACCUGAACCGGUAGAUGAUAUUGCCAUGUACUUCGAGCACGAGGACACGUUCGCCAAUGAUAUCGGUACAAGCUACAUGAGUUUGCGAGAAAAAGUCGGACCUCAGACAGAGCCAAGAAUCGCUCGAAAGAUACUUGGCCCAUAUUACGAAAGAUGGAAGGCUGAACAGCGAGAGAUUGAAAAGGUCCAGAUGGGUAUUGAGACUUGGACUGACAACAAUGUCGAGACUUGCAGAAGAGAGAAAGGCGAGCAGCCUCGGCGACAGCGAGCCAAGGACAUUAUGCUUCGCGACGUACGCUUUGGGGAACGAGUUCUGGAGAGAAGGAAGAGAGGAGCAUUCCUGGGGUACACGUACCGCAGCCCGCGGUAUGUGUUUCCGGAGGUUGGCAAGGAGAGGAGGCCGGUCUUCUCACGACCUACGAUUAUCCCUGUGACCAACGACGACAACGACGAAUGA